UCACAGCUUUGUUUUGUACAGACGGGGUCGUUAUGGCGCAUCAGCGAAAUCGUCCUAAAAUAAGAUUGUAAUUCGAUGCAGCAUUUUGCUGCAUUCCGAACACAUUGUGACAGUAAAUGAUCCACUGAAUCAUCCAUUAUUUUUGAAAUUUUUCGUGGAAACAAAAUAUUUGGAAAAAGAGAAAUUGAAAGGACAAAGUAUCUCGAAGAAGUACUGUGUGCUUUCAAAAGAGCAGAUAUCCACAAAAGAAGAAAAAGAGUCCCUAACGUGAUAAUCAUUUCAUGUUUGCUGCAUGAUUCGCAGUACGACGUAAAAGUUGUAGAUAAGAACGGCCGUGAUGGUGACACGAGUGUGAAAAUGUAUUGUACGACACUCGGCAGAUGCUUUUGCAGGAGGGAUGCGAUGAGGGCUUUGAGCACCGGCGAAGUCUCCACCGCGUUGAGGCCAUUUUACUUCACCGUACAUCCUGAUCUAUUCGGCCAAUAUCCCACGCAAAGGACGGUGAAUGAGAAUUCUCUGAAGCAACUGAGUUCAAUCUUGGAGACUUUACAACAAAAGCAACCUAUACGACCGACUAUUUUGCCCUUUUACUUGCGUUCAAAAGAUGAAAAAGAAGUAAAAGCUGGUAAAUUUACACUUGUAAAAAUACAGCUGAAAGAAAAAGAUCUGAGACAAACGAUACUUUCUAUCUUAAAAACAUGCGAUUUACCGACAACGUUUGUCGAUAAAAUUGAGGAACAGAAGCCUGUCACAAAGUGCAAAUCCAGCUUUUGGCAAUGUUCCGGAAUAAAGGCAGAAUUUUCAGAAUUAGAGGAUGAUCCUAUUUACGCAUCCAUUAUUAUGAAACGAAAGAUUAAUGCAGAACCAGAUACGCUAAAGGCAUAUUUGGACAAACAUAUCAAUGAAGCGCAUGUUAAAUUGGAGGCGUGUAGACCAAUGAGAGAUGAGGUGGAGAAACUGGAGAAAAUAUUGUGUAGCGAUUUGGGAUUGAAGGAUAUUGUGUGGGAUUGCGGUUGGAAUAUCGCUCAUUAUCGCGGUUGUUUAUUAGCUUUUCAAGCUUUAGCUGAGCAUCAUCCAGAAUCGAUGGAGGUGUUGAGGAAUCGGACUCUCGUAUUUGCUAAUGAUACCGGUAUCAGUUUGGAAGGCAACGUUAUGCUGAAUUCCGGCGAGGUUAGGCACAAUUGGCUUGAUCUAAUAAAGAACGUAAGAAAACACGAUGCCGUGUUGUUGAAAUUACCGGCAUUUGAGAAGGCAGUGUCCCAAGUACUACUCGACAUUAAAGUCGGUCGACGGGUGCUCUAUAUGUGCAGGAAAUUCAUGCCCAAAGUAAUGGUCGGCCAGUAUGAGCGACAGCUGCGGCAACUCACGACUACGCUCUCAGAUUAUCGCGGCAAGAGGAAAUAUCCAAACUCUUGGCCGAUCAGUUUAUCGGCUUACGAAAUUGUCAUCGAAGCCGAAGCUGGUCCUUUAAUGCUGUCGCCGACUGGACAAUUCAUCGUGCCCUCAUCAUGUCCAAGUUUUCUCUUGGUGAAUUUUAUUAGUGAGAAUUUAGAAGAGGCCACAAAAAGACUACAUCAUUAUAAUAACAUAAAGCACGUGGAACGAGAACUUCACCGUAAAACUAUUAAGGAAUUAGGUUUAGCAGCUCUCAACAAAGACGAUAGCAUUACACCAGAUCUAAUGAUACAAUGUUGCGAACGAUUGCUUUUGCAUAAAAGAGAUUUAGCAUCAUCUCUUCAGGGUGUUAUGCUCUGGGUUACGCAUUAUUAUUCCGUUAUGAGUGACGGUGUUCUUUGCGUACCAUGGGAUUGGAAGUUGUAACUUGUAAUAAAAACGUAAUACCUUAUUAUUGAACCACUAGUAUAAUUAAUUGCACAAUGUAAAUAUUUUACAAGUUUUCCAAUUUGUAAGAUGGGUAUAAAUGAUUGUUAGAGUGAUUUGAAGCAAGCAAUUAUCUAGAUACAUAAAAUAAACUUACAAAACGGU
Molecule: messenger RNA, 1986 nt
Organism: Linepithema humile (Argentine ant)
Lineage: Eukaryota; Metazoa; Arthropoda; Insecta; Hymenoptera; Formicidae
Product: T-cell activation inhibitor, mitochondrial
Cellular component (GO): mitochondrion
Source: RefSeq, a predicted model, not a curated record